This is a messenger RNA of Biomphalaria glabrata, 5103 nucleotides long. RefSeq names its product receptor-type tyrosine-protein phosphatase alpha-like. The record is from RefSeq and is a predicted model, not a curated record. Gene Ontology annotation, molecular function: protein tyrosine phosphatase activity. The transcript has 18 exons. The annotation marks the transcript as partial. NCBI's taxonomy places the organism in Eukaryota, Metazoa, Mollusca, Gastropoda, Planorbidae. Gene Ontology annotation, biological process: protein dephosphorylation.
UUUGCAGCUUCUUCUGCUAAUGUGGGCACUAUUGUUGGAAGUAUUAUUGCCAUUAUUAUUGUUGCUGUACUGGUCGCUGUGGGAGCUAUAAUUUGGAAACGAAAGUAUUAUAAGAAACCUGACCUCUCGUCUCUUGAAGAAAGAGAAUUCACCAGGCUGACCCCUGAAGAUAGUAUCACUGUUCAAGAGAAAGAUUAUACUAGCACAGAACAAAAUGGAGAUGCAACUUACUGUAACUUCAAUAUUGCACAAGUGAAUACAAAGAUUGCAGUUGACAACCUAAACGAUUACCUGCUGUCUCACAAAGAUGAAUUUCUUAUUGAACAGUAUAGAAGUGUUCCAAAGCCUAAGAAUGUGACAACAGAUGUUGGAGUAAGUGAAGAGAAUAGAUUAAAGAACAGAUACAAAAAUAUCUGUCCAUAUGAUCAUUCAAGAGUUCAUUUAAUGAUAAAUACAGAGAAACAGGAAGGAGAUUAUAUCAAUGCUUCCUACGUCAGAGGUGACAGCAAUGAUGUCAAAUUUAUAGCAGCUCAAGGACCAUUCAGUAUAGUGGUGAAUGACUUUGUCAGAAUGUUGUGGGAACAGAAAAUAGAGAAAGUCGUCAUGCUGACUAACUUGAUAGAGGAAGGAAAGACAAAGUGCGACAAGUAUUGGCCUGACAGUGGGAAAACAAUGUUUGGUGAUAUCAAAGUAAGAUUAAUAGACACAGAGUCAUUUGCUGACUAUACCAUUAGGAAACUACAACUGGAAAAGAAAGAUGCAGCUUCUCGCCUGUUGACUCACUAUCACUUCACUUCCUGGCCUGAUCAAGGUGUUCCCAUGACUCCCUGGGCUCUGGUAGAUUUUGAACAAAGAGUUGACAUCAACAGCAGUACAGCACCUGUUGUCGUUCACUGUAGCGCUGGUGUUGGUCGUACAGGGACUUUUAUUGCUCUUCACAACAUCAUGAGUCAGGCGAUGCACACUGGACAUAUAGACUUUUAUAAUACUUUGGUCAAAUUGAGGGAAGACAGGUUUCUAAUGAUUCAAACACCUGAUCAGUAUGUCUUUCUACACAAAGCUGCGCAAGCUGCAAUAGUUUCCAUGGGAACAACAGUGACAUCAAUAGACAGUCAAACUCGAUUCAAUCAUUUACAGCAGAAGACAAUGACAGGAAUGUCAAACAUGGAGAAUGAAUUCCAGAGUAUUUGUGCAAUAUGUAAGAAUGAAACUGGACUACAAAAAGAGGAUGAUCUCCUGUAUCAGAAUACAGAAACCUUACAAAAGGAUUCUAAAAACAGAUUCUCCUCAAUAGUUCCAAAAGAUUGUUACAGACCAUUUUUGCAGCGAGAUUCUAAAGACAUGGGAGAUUAUAUCAAUGCUGUUUUUGUUCAGGGCUUUCAUAAAAAAGAUCAACAAAUCUUAACUCAGCUCCCAAUGCCUUUAACCCUGGUUAGCUUCUGGAAACUGGUCACUCAGUACAAAGUAUCACUUAUCGUGGCUUUUGACACGGACAAAAUGAGCACUGACCAGACCAUUGCCAACUACUUACCAAGUUCAGAGAAACCAUUCAGUGCUCCCCCUUAUGAAAUCCAGUCUACAGAUUUGAAAGAAGAGAAUCUCUGGGUAGAGCAAAACAUUAAAGUUGUCAACCAAAGCUCUAAAAUAGAACACAGUGUCAUUCAUCUCAAGUGCAAGGUCCAUGAUCCAGAUGCCAUGAGACUACUCACAUUUGUCAAUAAGUCAAGGUCCUACAAUGCCCUAGUCAAAGGGAGGAUACUCUAUACUUGCAGAGAUGGGGCUACAUACAGUGGACUGGCCUGUGUCUUGUCUUUACUGCUGGACAGAAUGGACCAUGACACUUGUUGGACUGUUCCCCUGGUAGUUGGCAGUGUUAAGUCCAUUAGACCACAAGUCAUUCCUACAUUUAAACAGUACAAUACCUUGCACGACGCCUUACAGAAAUACAAUGAGAUGAACAGCAAUGACAACACCUACGGCAACGUGGACGAGAACUUUUUCCCAAAGUAUUUGAAGUCAACUAGAAAGGAACAGGUCCAGUCUCUGGAAGAAUCCGAGGAUGGCAACAUUUACAGUAACAUAGAUUGAUCAUUUACAACAUGUCUGUUCAUUUACACCAACAUUUAGUGUAUUACACAUUAGUAGACAUCAUUUACUGUUAAUUGAUAUAUAAUUAUAAGUGUUUGUUUUUAUUCUUCAGAAAUCUUUAAGUAAAUAAAUGAUCUCUGUUUAAGGCUUGGCAUAAUGUCAUCCAUAGACAAUUUAAUUUGUUUUUCCCUUUAAGUGUUGCCAAUUUAGUUCUUUUGGUAAUGAACUAAUUUUGCAUAAUAGGUUUUUUUUUCAUGAUAUUAUACAGGUAAUAAUCAUUAGAUAAAAGGAAUUACUUUUCAAUUACGUUGAAAUUGCUUACAUUUACAUUUUGGUAAGGAGGAAAAAAUCUUAAGCUGAAGUAAUUUGAUCAAUAAUCUUCCAAUUAGUUCAUGGCUAGAAAGAAUGUACUGUAACAUUAAGAAAAAUAGUGUCUAAAAAUAAAUCUGCUUAAGUGUGGCACCUGUCUCAAGAGAUAUUAGUCAUGUUUUUUACUUUUUGAGUCAUGAAAAAAUCUGCUCUUUGCCACUUUCCAUGCAUUGAAAGAAAUAUGCCUUUGGGGUUUUUGCAGAUUUGACGAUUUUCUUCCUCUGUUGUUUAUCCAGGGUCAUCUCACCCCUUCAUUUAUACGAAUGUCAUACCAGCAUGCAUAAUAUCUCUAUGCUGUCCCAUCCUUGGCAAAGUCCCUCUAUAAAAUUUCUUUCAUCAAUGCCAUGGUCCUGAGGUCUCACUUGCAGACAUCCCUGUAGGCUGAAUGUAGUUUUUAAUUAAUCAAUUAAAUUAAAUUACUAAAUCACCUUCACCUGUCUCUUAGUCUGUUGGACCAUUGGGACACCUUGCAAGAUUUGUCAAUCAUUUCUUAAUUCCUCUCUGUCUAAAUAAAAAAUAAUAAAAAAAGGGAACACUAUUAGAUAAUGAUUUGAAGUUGAAAUCAGAAUUACUGACUUUUACUUGAUUAAGUUUGAAAUCAUCAUACUGGUUGGAAUAAUUUAUCAUUUUAAACACAUGAAAAGAAAUAUGACUCACAAUUAAGCAUUUGUAAUAUAUCCAUGAUAGUCAGGAAUCUUCUUUAUUUUUAUUAAGAUUUAGUGUAAGAUUUAUAAGAAAGUUCUUUUUGUUUUGUAAAGAUUUACACAUUUUUCAUGUUAAAAAAUAAGUCAGUGUACAUUUUUUUUACUGUUUAGUAUCGAUGCUAAUCACUUUAGAAACAAACAAUCAAUGAAUGUUGAGGAGAAUUGUAAACAGUAUUAAUGAAUACUUUUUUUUAUUGCUAGCCACUGUAUUAGCUAAUUAGGUAGGUAUUAAUGUUAAAAUCUGUGAUAUUUUAAGAAAAUCCUUUUAUGAAUGAAAUGAUUUGUAAAUAGUUUGUUUGAAAUUGAAAUAUUUAUUUUAAUUUAUGCACUUUGACACAAAGUUGUAAUUGAGUUGAUUUAUUCAGUUUUUAUUCCAUUCUAUUCAACAAUUACAUGUUAUACAGCAUAGCUUCAACAUUUGUUGGAUAACUAGCAAAGCUUAUAUCAACUCUGACUGUCUGUCUAGUAAAAAGUGUGCAUGCUAUUUCUCCCACACCCAUACUCGGAUAUAAAAAAACAACAACAAAUAAGUCAAUUAAUUAUUGGUAAUUAAUUAUUUUGCAUGAUUUGAAAUAAGGGAAAUCACUUGCACACUAUUGAUAGAUAUAGUUUAAUAGUGAAACUCUUCCCCUUUUUUUUAAAAAAAAAAUGAUAUUUUCAUAAUUUUCUUGUUUAGAGAGAUUAGUUCACAUGGUUGCCAACUAGUUAAUUAAUCCUGUAGUUCGUGGAACACCUAUUCAGGUUUCACAGAACACUAGGCUUCUGCGGAACACAAUUUGGGAAACACUGCUGUAAGGAAAGUUGACUGGUAGGAUGGAAAUCUGUUCCUCUUUGAUGAGAAUUAUGCAACAUGCCAUUCAGAUUGCGUCCCAAGGGUUCCUGGUAAGAAUGGAGCCCUUCCUGCUGCUGUCCUUUAUGGUGUUUGGAAUGGGAGGUAACCCUCAUUUGUAAAAGAACAUCUUUUGAUCCUUUCAAUAUGAAAAAAAUAAUGAAGGAAGUGCAUUUAAUAAUAUACUUGCAAUGCAAGAUGAUACCCCUACAUUCCUUAGAGACCAUUAAAUUAUGUCAAAUUUUUUCAAGUAAAUGCUUAACAUUGAUGAAAAGAAAAUACUUGACAUUCAAUAUUUGUUGAGACUGCUAUGCAAAAUGUUUGUUUGUUGUAAAAUGUUUGACAUGUUUUGGAUGUUCAUCCAGAGUUGAAGAUAAUUUACUUCCUAGUCCAAACCUACCGCAGAACAACGGGAAUAGUCGCGGGCAGGGUUUGAACUUGGGACCAUCGAAAAGUCUUAAACAACAGUCCAGCGUGCAAACGGCACGACCAGGCAUGUAAAAGUUGUAAGACUAUUGUGAUUUAUAAUUUUGUUCAUAUUUGAAUGUAUAUAAAUCUUUAUAUAUCUUAUUCAUUGUCAGACCUGAGGUUAUGGUCACAAUGCUUAUUUUAUUAUUCAUGAAACUUUUUUUUUUUUUUAUGUACUCUUUACUACUUUAUUGUUGUACUUCUUGCUUUGUUAAUGUAUAUAUUACAUCCACUUUAUAGUUGAAUAUAAAAUUUGUUUAUGAUAUUUUUGUGAUCAUAGUGAAAAGCAGCUUUAAAAAUGUUAGUGAAACAUUUUUUUUUCCAGUCCUAAUUUUUGUUUCAAGUUUAAGCUUAGUUUAAUUGUUUGAUGAAUUCUGGGGAUUUUUUUUAUAUUGUUUUGUUUAAAAUUUUAAUUUUCUGUUAUUUUAUACUAUCUAAUGUAAUAUGGUGUUCUGAAUUGCUGUGAUGAGAUCCUGUACUGAUGUUGUCAUAUGUUUUGACACUUUAUUGUUAAUUUUCCCUGUUAUAUGUUAUUCUUUUUCUGAUUAAUGUAAUUAUGGAUACGCCAAAGCACCAAUGACUAAAUAAAAGCUUGUUACAUUUUUGGUUUUGUUACUGCUACAUAUUAAAUAUUAUUUUAAACAU